CUCCAAGGUGGGACGGAGUCCGUGGCCCCGCCCCCACCACGAAACCCCGCCCCUCCGACCUGCAGUUCCUUCUCCGAAGAGCCUCGCCGUUGCUCGAUUUGGAGCUCCGCCCUCACUCAUGGCCCCGCCCUCCCCCGGAGCUCCGCCUUCUCCGUGGGGCCCUGCCCCUAAAGCCCCGCCCAGCGGGGUUCCCUGCGCGCCCGGUGAGACGCGGCGCAGCUUGUGCGGUGCCUGCUUCCCAGGGGAGCCUAGGGCUCCGACUAUGUUGCGCAGGCUGGGCUGUGUGCUGUUCUGCACUCUUGUGGUUCUGCUGCUCGGCUGCCUGCUCUUUCUGAAGGAGCGAACACCAGCAGGCAGCUCUGAGGCCCACCAGCACUUCUUGGCACCGCCAAGGCCCCACCACAGCCAGUGCUCACCCAACCUAACAGUUGUUAACACCUCCCUGUCCCUGCCCAGCCGUCAUCGCCUCUUCUUAACCUAUCGUCAUUGCCGAAACUUCUCCAUCUUGCUGGAGCCUUCGGAGUGUGCCAGGGACAUCUUCCUGCUCCUGGUCAUCAAGUCUCAGCCGGCUCAUAUUGAACAGCGUGCAGCCAUUCGGAGCACUUGGGGCCGGGGUGGGAGCUGGGCUAGAGGCCGGCAACUGAAGCUGGUGUUCCUCCUGGGGGUGGCAGGACCUGUGCCCCCAGCCCAGCUGCUGGCCUAUGAGAGUUGGCAGUUCGAUGACAUCCUACAGUGGGACUUCGCUGAGGACUUCUUCAAUCUGACCCUCAAGGAGCUGCAUGUGCAGCGCUGGAUAGCCGCUGCCUGCACACAGGCCCACUUCAUACUAAAGGGGGACGAUGAUGUCUUUAUCCAUGUUCCCAAUGUGCUUGAGUUCUUGGAGGGCUGGGAUCCAGCCCAGGACCUCCUGGUGGGAGAUGUCAUCCGCCUGGCUCGGCCCAACAGGAACACCAAAGUUAAAUAUUUCAUCCCGUUUUCCAUGUACAGGGCCCGCCACUAUCCACCUUAUGCAGGAGGUGGAGGCUAUGUUAUGUCCCAGGCCACUGUGAGGCAUCUUCACACAGCCAUGGAGGAGGCAGAACUCUUCCCCAUUGAUGAUGUCUUUGUGGGGAUGUGCCUGAGGAAGCUGGGGGUGACUCCCAUACACCAUGCUGGCUUCAAGACAUUUGGAAUCCAACAGCCCCUCAACCCCAGGGACCCCUGUCUGUACAGAGGGCUCCUGCUGGUGCACCGUCUCAGCCCCCUGGAGAUGUGGACCAUGUGGGCACUGGUGACAGAUGAGAGGCUGGAGUGUGCAGCUCGCAAACCCUAGCCAUGAGGCGUGGGCUGAGCAAAGCUUUAGUGAUUGAACUCCUGUCACCAGGAGAGACUACUGAAAACUGGUCCCUGCAGGUCAGCAGAAGUGAUCUAUUUUUAUAAUGCCACCAACCUUAAUUGAUUAAAACUCUUCCAGCCUGGAAAAUUUGUCCAGCAUGUGCUGAAAUGGGAGUGUGUGCUGCCAGGAGCCUUAGGAGAAUCCAGGGCCCUAUAACUCCCACCGCCUUGGCCAUGAAGGAAAGACGCUGCACGACAGCCCAGAAGACUUUUUUUUUUUUUUAAUGCAAACACCAAACUUCUCUUCCUUUGGAUACAGCAGAGAAAUUCAAAAAAGGAACGAACAAGAAGCACGUGUUGGAGAAGGUGCUGUGGGGAGCACCAGGGGAACUGUUCACACUGAGUAACGCCUUAGCUGAGCUGUGCUCACAGGGAGAAAGGACAUUAUAAACACAAAGAAAUGUUACAAACCAGACAAGCUUCCCUGUGGAGGAGCAAGCAGUAAUUCAUACUUGAACAUCUGAGUAACAGUAAAAACUGGAGUUAAACAGCUAUUGAACUUAAGGGUGUGGCAGAAAAGGCCCCUCCUCCAUUGGCCCCGGUUGGUGAAGUGCUUUGGGAGUGAGGUAAAAGAUCAAGAGAGAAGCUGUGUGAGGGACAGUGCAGAGCCAGGCCCAGAGAGGCUGCGAGCAGAGAGAAGGGGCCAGGCGCAGCUCGCAAAGGCUCUGGUCUGACUGUCAAUGGCAGAACCGGUCAGCUUCUGCAGUUGGGACGUCACUGGGUGGAUGUCAUGCACCUGCUUUCCCCACAGAGUGGAUGGACAGGGCACUGGGCUCGAGCCCUCAAUCUUCUCGUAGGUAGGCCUCCUCUUCCUGGUCCGCUGCCUCAUCGCUCGCUUCCUGUGUUUUCUGGCGCAGCUCUUGUGUCUGCACUUCUGCCAGCUUGGUUUCCGCCUUCUGGGAGAGCUGGCGCACCUCCUGCACCUGCGACUUCACCAACUGGAUGUGAUUCCUGGCGGUUAUAGAGGCCUGAUCUGCUCCUGUCAAAAGAGGACAUUUGUACUGAGCGCCACAGCAAGGACAGAAGUCACACACGAAGGCCUGAAGCUGGCAGCUCGGCUCUCGUGUGGUCACCUUCCUGACCCUCUGGCUUCUGAGUUGAGGUUUGCAUCUUAUUUCUUUUGAGGUGGGGUACUGGGUGCUGGAGAGCUGUGUGGUCAUGAGUGCGUGCUAUUCCAGAGGCUGGGGAGUGCCAUUAGGUGGCUCACAGCUACCUUUACAACUCAAGCUGCAGGGGAUCUGAUGCCCUAGACUCUGGGGACGCCUGCACUCAUAGGCUCUGAAUUGUUCAGACAAAAAACUGUGGUCUCCCUAUACAUCCCAAGCUGGCCUUGAAUUUCCGCCUGCCUCAGCCCUAAGGGCCACAGCACGCCCAGGUGAGGCUAAUUCGCACACGCUGGUGUGGCUGUGCUCAGCUGUCACUGCAUCUGACUUACAGCUCUAGUUGGGAGCCAGUCAGACUCGACUGUUAGUUUCGAGCCACCUGGGACCAGUUUGGUGUCUGUGCUGUUGGUGUCACAGAUUCUGCUACAGGCUCGUCAGGACUGAGCCUGGGCUGGUUAGGUCAGCGAGGCGAGCCCUCAGGAGAUGAGGGACCCAGCCCCGUGGAUGCACUGCAGGUGGGUGCUGGACAUCCGAACAACGCGCAUGUUACAGACUGAGCCACUCCAACCUGGAAUUUUUGUUUUUGAAUAUCUAACUCUUCCCUCAAAAUAACUGGGCGUGGUGUCCAUCACAUCCAUAGGCUCCUCAGCCUAUCUGGAAUGUUGAUGGGGUGGCUGGUCUUUGGAGGGAUGAUGCUCAUACUUAACACUUUCCUCCUAAGGGAGAAACCAAA
Molecule: messenger RNA, 3210 nt
Organism: Rattus norvegicus (Norway rat)
Lineage: Eukaryota; Metazoa; Chordata; Mammalia; Rodentia; Muridae
Source: RefSeq, a predicted model, not a curated record